This is a messenger RNA of Pieris rapae (cabbage white), 1483 nucleotides long. RefSeq names its product cathepsin L (gene Bcp). The coding region runs from base 182 to 1210 and encodes 342 amino acids. Gene Ontology annotation, biological process: immune response. Gene Ontology annotation, cellular component: lysosome. Lineage: Eukaryota; Metazoa; Arthropoda; Insecta; Lepidoptera; Pieridae. Gene Ontology annotation, molecular function: cysteine-type endopeptidase activity. The transcript is spliced from 6 exons. The record is from RefSeq and is a predicted model, not a curated record.
UUAAAGGGAAACACUGGAAAAAAACAAACAAUACAACUUAGAAAACCAAGUUUAAAGCACGUCAGCUCGUAAUUUUUAUUGUUAAAUCAUCCUAUUUAAGAGGAAGAAACGAAGAAUUAUUUUUGCAACAUAUCCUUCUGGGCCAAUUCUUUGUUGUGCUGUGUUACAAAACUAUACAAACAUGAAAGGCGUAGCCUGCGUGCUGCUAGCUGUUGUGGUAGCAGUGAGCUCUGUUAGCUUCUUUGACCUUGUGCGCGAGGAGUGGAAUGCCUUCAAGCUGGAGCAUAAGAAGGAGUAUGAUAGUGAAGUUGAAGACAAGUUCCGGAUGAAGAUCUUUGCAGAGAACAAACACAAAAUAGCCAAACACAAUGCACGCUUUGAACGUGGUCAGGUGACCUACCGCCUCAAGCCUAAUAAAUACUCUGAUAUGCUGCACCAUGAGUUUGUCCACACCAUGAAUGGUUACAACAGAACGCUCAAACACAACAAGGGUCUUUACGGAAAGGGGCGUGAUGUUCGCGGCGCGAGAUUUAUUUCACCCGCUAACGUUCAGCUGCCUGAGCAGGUGGACUGGCGUCACAAGGGAGCUGUAACAGAUGUCAAAGACCAGGGCAAAUGUGGUUCUUGCUGGUCCUUCAGUACCACUGGGGCACUAGAAGGACAACACUUCCGACAGAGCGGAUAUCUGGUAUCUUUAUCCGAGCAGAACUUGAUCGACUGUUCAGCGCCAUACGGCAAUAAUGGUUGUAACGGAGGUCUCAUGGACAACGCGUUUAAGUAUAUCAAGGAUAACGGUGGUAUCGACACCGAGCGGACUUACCCCUACGAAGCUGUGGAUGACAAGUGCCGCUACAACCCCAAAAACUCCGGUGCUGAUGAUGUAGGCUUUGUUGACGUACCAGCUGGGGAUGAAGAAAAGCUGAAGGCGGCUGUCGCCACCAUAGGACCCGUGUCUGUGGCCAUCGAUGCCUCACAGGAGUCUUUCCAGAUGUACUCCGAUGGUGUCUACUACGAUGAGAACUGCUCCCCUGAGAAUCUUGACCAUGGGGUGCUCGUGGUGGGAUACGGCACUGACGAGCAAGGUGGCGACUAUUGGCUUGUGAAGAACUCUUGGGGCCGCACCUGGGGCGAACUCGGCUACAUCAAAAUGGCGCGAAACCGCGACAACCACUGCGGAAUCGCUUCCGCCGCUUCAUACCCUCUUGUUUAAUUUUAUGUAAAUACUUUUAGAUUCACUGUAGUAUUAGUGUUAAACGAAAUCUACUUGAAUCCAGGAGUAUUGUAUUUAAGUAAAUACUGUUUAUAACCGUGUGAUAAUUACAUUCUAUAUUAGUUUGUAAGAGAAUAGUAAAUUUAAAAAAAAAUGAGAUUCUCUCUAAUUUUUAGGUUACAACAUUAAUAGUAGUAUAUUAUAGUGUAAGAAAAUAACUGUUUUGCUCUCAACACUUAUGAUAAUUUAAGUUAAUAAAUUAAUGUUUUGAUA